AUGACGAGUCCAACUCCUCUCUACGAGAACAAGGUGGCUACCUCCUCCUCAGAAUCCGCUACUUCUUUGGCUACCUGCAAUCCUUUGUCGUCUACUGGAUGUUCUGCAGAUCCUGCUCUAGCCACCGCCAUCAGCGACGACUUUCACUCUGAAAGCAAACACUACUCCCCAUAUAGAACACCCAGUAAGAUAUCCUAUAGUGACGAUGGACUCAACCUCACAUUGUCCAAACAGUACGAUAAUCCAUCGCUCGUAUCUAACUACUAUAUCAUGUUUGGACGUAUGGAAGUGAUGUUGAAGUCUGCAAGUGGUACGGGUGUCAUAAGCUCUUUUUACCUGCAGAGUGAUGAUCUCGAUGAGAUUGAUUUUGAGUGGUUUGGAGGAUAUGGAUAUGAAGUUCAGUCCAAUUUUUUUUCUAAAGGUAACACCACCACUUAUGACAGAGGUGAAUACCACCAAAUGGAUGAUCCUAGAGCGGAUUUCCACAACUAUACAGUUGACUGGACUUCUGAUGCCUUAAAAUGGUACCUUGAUGGUACUUUGAUCAGAACGUUGGACAGCAAUAGUUCUUCUGGAUAUCCACAAUCUCCAAUGCGUGUAUACUUUGGUGUUUGGGCUGGAGGUGAUUCCAGCAACACUGAAGGAGUCAUCGAAUGGGCUGGAGGUCUUACUGAUUACACUUUGGCUCCAUUCAACAUGCAGAUCCAAAAAUUAGUGGUAACCGACUAUUCUACCGGUUCCGAAUAUAAAUACACGGACGACACCGGUGACUGGUCAAGCAUUCAGGCUGUUGACGGUAAAAUUAUGGGCAGACAAGCUAAGGGAGUAUCUGAGUUUAGCUCAUUGGUUGAAGGUGAAGAGAUCUCUUCUUCAAAUACCACUGAUAUCACUGAUACUACGGGAUCAUCUGAGACCUCUAGUGAGAGUGAAAACUUGUCUGCUUCCAUUACAUCUUCUUCUGAAGCUACUGAUUCAUCCACCCUCACAGGAUCCGACACUACUAUCUCUACUAUAACCACUUCAGGUUCUUCUUCCUCUUCUUCUCUUGCAUCUUCUAUCAAUUCCACUGAUGGGGCACUAGGCCUUGAAAAUAGUUUAUCAGCGCUGGCUGCCGGCCUGCUGUUUGUGGUUUCAUUGUUAUGA
This is a messenger RNA of Brettanomyces nanus, 1143 nucleotides long. RefSeq lists its product as uncharacterized. The coding region runs from base 1 to 1143 and encodes 380 amino acids. Gene Ontology annotation, molecular function: glycosyltransferase activity; hydrolase activity, hydrolyzing O-glycosyl compounds. The record is from RefSeq and is a predicted model, not a curated record. Lineage: Eukaryota; Fungi; Ascomycota; Pichiomycetes; Pichiales; Pichiaceae. Gene Ontology annotation, biological process: fungal-type cell wall organization; carbohydrate metabolic process. Gene Ontology annotation, cellular component: fungal-type cell wall. The transcript has a single exon.